AUUCAUCAAAAAUUAGAUUCACAAUUGAUUUGAAAGACUACACUCGAGUCGAGUGUAUUUAUUUUGAUUUGCUAUUUGAAUGGAGUGUUUUCCAUUCCGGUAUCCUCAAUCCUCUAAUAAGAUGAAAGAUAAAUAAAACUCCAAGUUGAUAAAAUUGUCAUGCUGACGAACAUUUCUCAAUCCAUUCAUCAUUCAAUAAUAGAUUGAAAUCUAGAAAUCAAUUUAUGGGGUUGAUAGUCUUGACUGGUCUCAAAUUGCUUACGACAUGGACAUUUCUUGAAGGUCUAGCCAUAUCUUAUCUGUGACGGUUAUCUUCAAGUAUUGGUCUCUCCACUAGCAUGGUAAAGUGAAUGUUGAACGUUACUAAGAAAUAGAAAUGACGCAAAAAUUAGAUUUUCCGAUUGAUUAUUGUCCAAUAAGUUAAGGUAAAGCCUUUGGGUUGGUAUCCAAAACACUGGAGUUUGAGCAAUGAAUGGCGAACAGAUAAACUGAAGGGAGUAAAAGAUGAAGACCAUGAUGAUCAUGCUGAUGAUAGUGAUGAUGAAGAAGCAAAGGGUGACACACAGUAAGUGAGUAAAGAAGAGAAAGUUGGAGUUGAAUGCAACAAAUUAUUUCUACUAAACAGUAAAAGUUGGGUUUACGUUGAUAUCACAUGUUUUCAGUCUCGUAUUAUUUAUCGAGAUAACGCCAUCUUCAGGCCUAUUUUUCAUCUCCUUUUCUACCUCAACUCCCACUCUUUCUACCCCUUUCUAUCUCUUUCUGCUCUCUUUUUGUGUUGUUUAGUCUAACAAAAAUAUUGUUAAUUUAUAUCUAUUCUUAUUACCAUUUAUUGAUCAAUGAUUAUCAUCACUCAGUUUGAUUCAACUGUGAGUUGUUAUAACAAGACCAACGGUUAAUCACAACACAUUAACAACUGGUUUGCGACUUGUUUUUGUCAACCAUUAAACAGCAUCUACACCAACAAUUGAGGCUAUUUUUUGUACAGUUUUUACACCUAAAUCGUUUAAACAGUUUCAUUUAUUUUCUGUUUCAACUGCAACAUGAUUAUUACAAUCAAUCUAAUAUAUAUUGUUCAACCAAAUAUGCAGACUUAAAUGGCUUCAAAUUAUCAAUUGUUAAUAAUCAUUAAUCAAAUAUUACCUUCAUCAACAUUACCGUUACUAUUAUCAUCAUCACCAUUGUGAACCACAAUAACAAUAACUACCAGUUGAACCGAGCCAAAAUAACCUAUUCAUAUUUUAACUCCUUUAAUUAACUUAUUAUUUUAAUAUCAUCUGUUCAUUAUAAACCCAUUGUUCCUGUAUAUUCAGUGUUUAUGUUGUUAAUCAAAUUAUCAAUAUUUUACUUGUGUUAACAAUCAAAUCAUCAAUUUUCAAAUCCACUUUUCAAUCCAAUACAUCAACUGUGAACAGCAAUAGUGUCCAUCAAAAAACAAAACAACUUGUAAUCAAUGGGCAAGAAGAAUAGCAAAUUAAGUAAUGAUGCUGUUUACAAGCUUACCAAAGAAACUUAUUUCACGGAUAAGGAAAUAAGAGAAUGGUACAAAGGAUUCAGAAAGGAUUGUCCAAAUGGCCAUUUAACUGAACAGGGAUUUUUUCGUAUUUACAAACAAUUCUUUCCUCAUGGAGAUCCAUCGAGAUUUGCAUCACUCGUUUUCAGGGUUUUUGAUGAGAACAAGGAUGGAUCAAUUGAAUUUGAAGAGUUUAUCAAAGCACUUUCUGUGACAUCUCGUGGUAAUCUUGAAGAGAAACUAGUCUGGGCUUUUAAACUGUAUGAUGUUGAUAAUGAUGGUUUUAUUACUCGAGAGGAAAUGUAUAAUAUAGUUGAUGCCAUUUAUGCCAUGCUUGGGAAUAAGCUAAAGGAUAAGCUGGAAACAGACGAGGAGACAGAAGGUGAAGAAGGUGAAGACGGAGGAGAAGGAGGGAAAGCAAAAGAAGCAAAAGAAGCAAAAGAGGGAAAAGAAAAGAAAGAGAAAGAGAAGAAAGAGAAGAAAGAAAAGAAAGAAAAGAAAGAAGGAAAAGAAGGAGUAAAAGGGGUAGAAGGAGCAGAAGGGGCAGAAGAACCAGAAGAGCCAGAAGAACCAGAAGAAACUCCAAAGGAAAGAGUUGACCGUAUAUUUGAACAACUAGAUAAGAACCAUGACAACAAGCUCACCUUGGAGGAAUUUAAGGAAGGAUCCAAACAAGAUCCUAAAAUUGUUCAAGCUCUUUCCCUGUAUGCACCUUGAGAAGCAAUCCAAACUUAAGCCAAAAGACUUGACAUAUUCAAAGGGAAGCAACCGAAGGAAGGAGAUGAAAAAUGAAAAAUGGUGAUAAUGAUGACUCUGGUGAUGAUAAUGAUGAUUAUGGUGAUGACUUUAUUAUGAUAAUAUCAUGAAGGAUUAGGAUAAAACUAAAUACCAACAUGAUAGACGAUGGAGUGAAAAAAAUGUGUAAUAUGGAGACAAAAAAUGUACUUUUACUUUUGUACCAGUCAUAAAAUGGAGGGAAACUCUUAUACUGUUUGGGGAUUUUAAUAUAUUAGCAAUGGAAACAAGAUAAUCCAUGUUUACCCAGUCAAUAAAAGGAUAAUUUGGAUUAAAUUGAAAAGCUGUUGAUCAAAAUUAAUACUCUGUCUCUGCUGACCAAUUGAAAUGAUCACCAUUAACCAUCAAGAUCAUCAUCAUUGUCAUCGUUGAUAUCGUUAUUAUUUUUGCUGUUUUGUUGGUUAUUAUAAUAUUAAUUUUAAACAUUGUUAUCGUUUCUCAAAUCACACCUGAAACAUUAUACACAAUAUUGGAACACGUUGAGAUUUACACUGAUUACAUAAAUUAUUACAAUUAUGUGUAUAUGAAUAAAAAUUACAUAUAAAAAACAGACACCAAAUUCACCCGAAA
Messenger RNA from Tetranychus urticae (two-spotted spider mite), 2875 nucleotides. RefSeq names its product frequenin-1. Gene Ontology annotation, molecular function: calcium ion binding; calcium sensitive guanylate cyclase activator activity. The record is from RefSeq and is a predicted model, not a curated record. Lineage: Eukaryota; Metazoa; Arthropoda; Arachnida; Trombidiformes; Tetranychidae.